Molecule: messenger RNA, 4560 nt
Organism: Drosophila mojavensis
Lineage: Eukaryota; Metazoa; Arthropoda; Insecta; Diptera; Drosophilidae
Exons: 3
Coding region: 493-2814 (773 amino acids)
Source: RefSeq, a predicted model, not a curated record
CUAGCAAGUGGACAGCGCUAAAUAAAAACAUGUUUGCUUUUCUAGUUGUCCGAAAAUUCUGUAAUAACAUUAUAUAGUCAAAAUCUAAAUUAUGUGUUCCGCAUGGAGAGUAAAAAUGUGUUCCGCGUUAUUUAUUUCCGCUAAAUAAUUGAAAUGGCGAGUUUAUGGAUCUGAUGUAUUUAGUGGGCCACAUUCUGACAUAUUAUAAACAAAUCUUUGAUGUGACAAAUAUACAUACACACAGCUUUAAAUGUUUGUUAAACCAUUUGGCUAGCAUAAUAAGGCUCCGAUACCGAUAACGAUAUACACACCAAUACAUAGCACGCAUCUCUAAACGAAACUAAUUCGGCGACAAUUUUUUUUUAGUUGAAAGGAAUUAACACAAAAAAUUAAAUCAGUGCAGUGCUCACACAUAUCCCGCGUGCAACGGGACGCCAAAAAACUAGAAAAGAUACUGUUCGAGGUGGGAUAAUCAAACUCGUGUGGGGCACGAUGAGUGUGUUGGCAUAUCCACGUAAAAAUGAUGAGGAAAUAUUUCGUCAAUGCACAAAGGAUUGUGGCGUUGUGACGGCCACCGAGGACUUUCAAUCGUUCGCCUUGUGCUGCAUUUUCUGCAGCGAAAAGUUUCUCUACUUCGAUGCAUUCAUUGGCCACAUGCAAACAGUGCACAUGGAGGACGCGCAGCGCACGAUGGAGGGCUCUGGUUCCGCCACGGGAGCCAACAUGUCCUACCCCAUGAGCCAGCCCAUGGCGCUGGGCGUAGCCGAUGACGAUGAUGAGGAUGUGCAGCACGACUACGCCAACAAUGGCAUGCACCAAUUUGAUGAGAUCGAAGACUUGACCGACGCAGACACUGCCCUGCUGGAGCCCCAAAUGGUAAUCAAACAGGAGCUGCAAGAGCUGGACAGCAGCAACGAAGACGACGCCGAAGACAUCGACGACGAGGAGGAAGACCCCAACAACCUCCCAGUGCCCGAUGAUAAUGAUAACGACGAUGUCGACGAUGAGAGCGAAGCAAUACUGCCCGAAAACGAUGUGCCGACACCAAGCGCCAGACCUCGGAUAAAGCUGAGAGGACCACCGCCACACCCAGCCCGGCACAUGGUCUCCAGAAUACAUGUCAAAAGCGAGCCCCUGCCCAACGAGGGCGAUGAGUCCAUGGAUGAGUACGGCGAAAACGAGGGCGAGAGCUAUGCGGACGACAAUUCCGGCGAGUAUCAGGACUACAGCAGCAGCAGCUACAAUGCGCAAGGCACCAAUCCUCUGGCUGGUGAAUCUGAUUUCCUUAGCUACGACGAAAUGGUUGAGGAGUCUCUAAUUGGCCGGGAUCGUGAGCUGACCAUGCACAUCAAGGAUCGCAAGAUGAUACAAUUCCUGAUACACUCGUACAAGCGAAAUCCAUUCCUUUGGGAUCACAGUCACGCCCAGUUCCGGGAUCGUGUGAAGCGUGCCCGCUUCCUGGACUGGAUUGUGCUCGAGUUCAAGAACCGCUUCAACAUCUCCCUGGCCAAGGAUGCCAUCACACGCAAAUGGGACAAUUUGCGCACCGUCUACAAGCGGGAAUGCAAUCGCAUGGCACUCGAAAAGACAAAUAUCAGCACGCUGUGGUACUUCAAGGAACUCCAUUUCCUGAACGAGGUCUACAGCUAUAACUCGAAAAUGUCCGAUGCCGUUGUGAAGGAAACGUCAUACAGACGUCGCUUCUCGGCCAUUUGGAAUGAUACGUCGACAGCGAAGCUGUUGGUGAUGGUGAAGCGUUAUCAGUGCUUUUACAAUCGGUUCGACCCGGACUAUCGGAGCAAGGAGCGCCGGGGCGAGGGCCUGCAGCAGAUGGCAAUGGAACUGCAGCAGCUGAUCGAUGUGACCACCAUACAGAUAUCAAAGCGAAUCUCGCAGCUGCGCUUCGACUACUCCAAGCAGAAGAGCGAACGUCUGAAUGCGGAGCGAAUGGGUCGUAAAUUCAUACCGAAUUAUAUCUACUACGAUCAGAUGAGCUUCAUGGACGAUGACAUACCGCCAUUCAAGUGCCAGCAUUGCGGCGAAAUUGUGCAAACGCUACGGGAACUGGAUCUCCACAUGCUCAGCCAUCAGCCGAGUUUGGGCGGCGGCUACUACUGCAACGUGUGCAACAUUCAGUUCAACAAUGCGGACGAGUUCGAGAAUCACAAGCAAUUGCAUCUGGGCGCCGGCCACGAGGUCAAAUAUAACUGCGAACUAUGCACGGCCAGCUUUCGGGAGAAGUCCAACUAUGACGAGCAUUUGCGUCGCCACAACGAUGAGCUCUUCCUGCCAACAUUGGCUCUGAACCACAGCAUCCUGGACAGCGCCAGUGGGGACGUCGACGGAGCUGGCGGCGAUGGGACCACCAUUGUGGGUGCCGGCGAGGAGGAGGAUAUGUUUCCGCCGGACGGCCCGAAGCCGUUCGCCUGUGAGGUAUGCCAUCGCACGUUCGCCUCGCCCGGCCAUCUCAACGCGCAUCGCAUUGUGCAUCAGGAUGAGCGCGAGCGAUGCUACAAGUGCGACUAUCCGCAGUGCAGCAAAUCGUUUGUGUCCCGCCACAGUCUGUUCGACCAUCUGAAGCAGCACUACAGCAACGAGGAGUUCAAGUGCGACAUCUGCGGCAAGAUCUUCAAGUCCACCAAGAAUCUGCAGAACCACAAGCAGAUCCACGACAAAGUCAAGCGCUACGUCUGCCAGAUAUGCGGCUCGGCAUUCGCCCAGGCUGCUGGCCUCUACCUGCACAAGCGACGUCACAAUCGUCCCAACGGCACCACCGGCGCCGUUGGCGGUCGAUCCAGCCGCACCACGCUGUGAGCGAUCCGUUCCAGACCCAAGCGGUUAUCCUGAUAUGUGCUUUGCCUCAGAUAAAGCACAAGCACGCACACAUAUACACACACGCAUACAUACAAAUUAUUUCUAAAUUAUUGCAAUGUCCUCCAAUGCCAAUGUUUGGCAGCUAUUUUAAACGCGUUUUUUUUUCUUUUGAAUAAUGUAUUAAAUUAAUUUUAGGUUUUUUUUUAUGAUUGUAGAAAAACGAUUGCUUUUAAUAAUUGUAUUAAUUAUUAGUUUCAGUAAUUAUUUAGUGCCCCCUUUUCCCCUUAGCAACUUUUUGGCGCUUCCUCUGAACGAAGCGCUGUUCACAAUUGUACUUAAAACUAAACAAGUAUUUGCAAAUUGUCCGCAACUAAGCCAAGAACUUUAAUACAUCUAAGACAUAUACUAUAUAUACAUAGACAUAUAUAUAUACAAACAUACAUACAUAUAUUUAGAGAUCUGCCGUCUUGCUCGCACGGCAGCCGAAAUGCUCAUUUUGGUGGGAAUGUCAAUGUCGGUGAAUCGAAUGCGAUUUCUGAACAUUUUUUAAUUAUUUUGUAUCUGCUUAAAAGACAAUUCCAGCAAAAUGUGAAUAAAUAUGGUGACUUUAGAUCUUCGACGAGGCAACGAGGCGAACACAUUCCACACUAGUUAAAUGAUUAAUAAGUGUCAAAAAAACAAAAACAAAACAAAACAAAAAAAAACAGCAACAAGAGAAAACAAAAAACAAGUAUUUCUUAAAGUAUUCUAUGUACAAUUAAGUAUGCAUAUAAUCUAUAUAUUUAUUUUUAAUGCGCGUGCGAGUUCAUAAAAUCAAAAUGAGAACAAGAAAAUGCAAAAACAAUAAAAUCUGUAUUAACUGCAGUUGCGCAAGUGCAGGGCCAUUUAAAUGAAGCAACAAUUUAACAAACAAAAUAAAGAAAACAAUUCAUACAAGUUUAAAAACAAAAAACGAAAAAAAAAAAUUGAAUAAUGAAAAAAAAAGCAACAGCAACAAUAACAAAAACAGUUACUAAGCUCAGCACUAUUGCAUUAACAUAAUUCUAUUGAUAAUAAUAACAAUACAUCAAACUAGUUUUAGUUAACAAACAUAAACGACUGAAUCUGAAAAAUACAUUUACAUACACAUAAUUAUAUACAUACGUUUACAUACAUAUAGAGAUGUAAAAACGAAAAUAAGUAAAAUGUUGAGAGCCCACUACGGCUAGCCGUAGCUUCUAUAAAUCAUAUAUUUGCACAUUAUAUACACACACACACAAUUUAUAUAGAAUUAAUUUCGAAUGCAGCUAUUUAUGUAUACAUUAUAAACAUGAAUUUGUUUACCAGCCAAAACGUUUGUGUACCUAUCUGUAAACCCAAAUCAUUUAACAUAUUUAUUUAUCAUUUAUAGCGUGCAAUCCUCUGGCGGCCGUCUGGCUGCUUCAUCUCUGUUCAGGGACUUCUUUUUCUGAUCUAUGAGCGGAAGAAGAAGAAGAAAAACUUCAUCACUCACGCGCACAUGCAUCUAUCUGUUUACAUACGUUACAUACAUUUGGCAUAAUAGCUCGUUAUCGUCGUUGUAUAUAGUUUGAGAUGUGCAUUUAUGAACUGCUUGCCGCGAAUGCCUCGACGUUGCUGUUAUCGAUAAGCGACUGCAAUCGAUUGCAUGCGCCAAAUCAAAAACGAUCAAUGCAAAAACUGCAAUAACACACACACAUACACAUAACAAACACAUGCACAUACAAGCAUAUUAACAUAACAAAUAUA